AUGAUCGGGGUGACUUCCUUUGUCCUCCUACAUGACAUCACCACCGCGAUCAGCCCUUUGGGUGAAUUCGUGUUUGGUGUCCAUUGGACAUGGGAGACUUGGGAGAACACCACAACCUCCACCUCCAUGGCGGGUGACUUCUACCGUCAGGAUGAUUGGGGUCAGCCAGGUGGAGCAGUGAUGACCACGUCUUCUACUACCCCUGCCGCUGCUGGAGGACCUGAUGGUGGUGAGGAUGACUUUCGUGCUGAUGCCACUGUCGCUGACAUGACAGAAAGGAGUUUGCAAGGCUUGGUGGAUGGGCAACUCCUGGGUGGAGUGAACCAGUCUGGCCAUUUGUUGAUGGAGCUCCAUCAAGGUGUAGACUGGGCGUACGGCACGGUUCAUCGUUUAGCACACAGGGUGGUAGAAAAGACACUGGGGGCGGAACGCUACGGACACAGCUCUACGGUGAGAUGGGCCACCCAUGUCGCAACGGAUGAAAUUCGAACAGUUGGGCAGCUCUUGAUUCGCUUCGCAGACCUCGCGCUGCACAAUGUUCGGCGAGACCCGACGGACCCGAGGACUACACUGCCCACGACCUCGACUAUGUACGCUCACUACAGGGGAUGGGCCACCCGCUGGCGGGGGUAUUUUCGCGAGGUGGUUGAAGCAGUCAUUGCUCGACAAGAAGCCCUUUCGCAGCAGCAGCGGGAUGACCUUCAGGCUCGUGAAGACCAGCAACGUCAUCUAGCAGAAAUUGCGGCACGUGAGCACCUUCGGACACCGUUACCUGAUGGCCCCAGUGUGGGACUUGGAGUGCCGGUUGCAAGGACACCUAUCAUACCCCCCAAUCCAGUGUUCACUAAUGUUCCGGUGACUCCAAUGGAUGAACUGGUGACGGUGGAUGAGGUGUUGGAGGUUCCUUUGGCCACCAUGACCUCUACGACUUCUACGACGCCGGAACCUAUGGACCAUGAAGACCAGGAGGAAGAAAUCCCGGAGUACUUGGAAGUUCCAGUGGAUGAGGCGGAUGAGAUGGAGCUUCAAGAGGAGGGAGGGGAUGCACUGCCCGCUGAAGAGGAGCCCGACACAGGAUCUGGGAGCUUCAUUGAGGAUGCUGCCACUGCUAGGGGGGACGCUGCCACUGACAACACACUUGCAGGGGAUGUGGACACCCAUACGACGUCUGUUAUUCCGGGAAUUGAUGCUGUGGACCCCGAGCUUCCAGAAGCUGGUGAGGUGGAUCAUACAGUUGGGAACGAUGGUCCUGUAUUGGUGGCUGCAGUUCGACCUGGGGUGAAUGUGGACACGGUGGAGACUGUGGAGCGAGACCCUGUGGCAGAUACAGGGGUGGGCCCAGUGGUGUCAGAUGUGGGUGAGCCUUCGGAUGUGGUGCUUCUGUGGAUCCUCUGGUGUCGAUCCCAUGGCUGUGACUUCUUCGCUGUCCACUACCUCCACUACCUCCACUACCUCGGCCUGGACUUUGACUACCACGUCCUCUCCCCUACAACAGCCCCUGAUGUCCUCUUCGGCGCCAAUAUCCCCGUCGACGUUCUCUCCGUCCACAUCGUUGACUUCUACAUCUUCUACAUCUCCUAUGUCGUUGCAUGGAUGAUCGUCGCUGUCAAACUUGCCAGUGGGCUUGGAGUCCUCACCCGCAGCCUCGUCUUGAGCACCCCGCUCUUGGCGGAGGCCUCGGCGAGCUCUCCGAGCAAACUGAAGCGCUUGGGGCUGAACUCUUGCGCUUUCGCGACCCUGGCCUUCGAGUGCUUUCUAGCACCGUUGUGCUUGGUGGUUCCCGCGCUCACGGCAGGGUCUCCCAAUGCCGAAACCAGCUACCGGCUGUUCGUGGGCGGUGGCAUGAUCUUUCUCCACCUGGCAAUCGGUGCCUUGCAGUCGGGUGCCAUCGGCGCCUUCUUCCUCCCCUGCGCCGCCAGCUAUGUUUAUGGCUUGUCCUUCGCAGUGUCUUCCGCGACGAGUUCCAUCACAGCUGUGCUCGCUUCGUGGAGGUUCUGGCUGCCGAUAGUGAUCACGGCGACACCGGUGUUCGGUGCCUUCUGGGCACGGCCAUGCACGCGACUCUUACCGGAGCAUUGGCCUUUGACACCCAUGGCCCUGUUCCCCUGGAGUGAGAAGCAGUGGGUGAUGCUGCAUAGCCUGCUUGUUCGUGGUGAUACACGAUUGGUGGCAGUGGCAGCCACAUCAGAGCAGAAGGACAGCCGAUUGAAUCUCGCAGGGAAGCGAGUCAUCCCGAUUGAAUACGAUGCAGAGGUGCCCCUUAUGGAUCGGGUCGUCGCACCGCAACCAAACGAAGACCUUGUUGCCUAUGAUCUGUGGUCACGGGUGAUCGGUAUCACCACAUUUCAGGACCAAAUCUUGCAAGCUGUGCUUGAGUCUGCGUCAUGCUAUGAUUUCCAUGGGCCCUUGGAGACGGCGGAGCGCUUGAAGGUUUCGCAAAGGAUUCUGGAUGCUACUGCUGCCUUCUUGCAAGGUGAGGGGCGCGUGGUGGAGAUAUCGACUGGUAUGACCCUCUCAGAGUGCAGCUUCGUUCGUGUGGACAAGCAGCUGCGCAUUAGGGAGGUGCUUGCGGAUCCAGCA
Molecule: messenger RNA, 2580 nt
Organism: Symbiodinium necroappetens
Lineage: Eukaryota; Dinophyceae; Suessiales; Symbiodiniaceae
Source: the annotation of a GenBank genome assembly